Messenger RNA from Gaeumannomyces tritici R3-111a-1, 417 nucleotides. RefSeq lists its product as hypothetical. Bases 1 to 417 code for a protein of 138 amino acids. The record is from RefSeq and is a predicted model, not a curated record. The transcript is spliced from 2 exons. Lineage: Eukaryota; Fungi; Ascomycota; Sordariomycetes; Magnaporthales; Magnaporthaceae.
AUGAGAUGGGCCGCCGCCAAAUUUGGAAGCACACAGGGCAGCACCGACGGGCCCUUGAUCGGCGGCAUCAUCAGCGGGGGACGGUUUUGGUGGGAAAACAGCACCCGCUCGCCCGCAGCAGCCCGCCGGGAGCAGCACGAAAAGGAACGAUGCAGCGAGGAAAAGGCCCAGCCGGACUUGCCACCGAUGCAAAGUGGGUUGGUCCCUGGCGUGGGCCACAGGGGCAAAUGCAAGGUUGUUGGGGCGGAAAGGGAACACGAUGGGGCCAAACCAGCCGUGGGCAAUAUAUUCGCCAGUGGCCCAUGCCUUCGGAUCCGAGUCCCGAGUGGUCGCUGGGCUUUGAGCCUAUUUUGGCUGAAAGGGAGACUUAUUCCCGGGAGACGCCUGGGCUACCCCAUUCCAGGGUGUAGUCGAUAA